ACCAACAACAAAAUAAAGUGAGUGGUUGAGAGUUCAUUUUUAAUAAAAGUUAAUUUAAACAACAAAAGCAGCUACAAGAAAAUCAAAGCAGUGGAAGAGGAAAAGCAGAGGAUAGUUAGAUAUCAUCUAUGAUAAUUGACGAAAAAUAUUGUGUGGACUUUAAUACCCAAUAUAUCGUAAAUAAGAUUUGUUAGCGUCAAACGGAAUCGUUGCCAAACGGAAACGGAAGUGAAGCCACACCACAACCCCAACCACGCAAAACGCCCCACCGACCAGUGAGGGAAGACGGUAGACCAGAGGGAAAGGGUGUCAUCUGGGAGUCAUCUGGAAGGGGAGGAGAAGCAUAUAACUGGCGAAGCAGACAAACAGUUGAAUAAUGCAAAUUAAAAUACAAUAAAAUGUAAAACACAAGCAACAAGCUGGUGGAAAAUAGCAAGAAAAAGCACUAAAGACACGCGAGUGAAGAGGGGAGAGUGAAGAGCGUGGAGAGUGGGUGGUGUUAGAGGUUGAAAUGCCCAAAAAUGCGUGUGGCGGCAACUUUUCCACUGAAUUGAUUUGAGCGGCGGAGUUGCGUAUACGCGAUUUAAGACGGAGACGGCAAGCGAGAAUUUACAUAAUUUUGCUGCCGUAGCAUAAAAAACAUCAAAAACAAAUUGCAAGUAACAAAAGAAACGGCCAUAAAAUGGCGCCAGCCUUGUAAAAAUAUAGCAAACGGAAAAGAGCAAAGGAAAAUAGAAGGAGAGAUAUCCUUACUGCCCGCUCAAAAUUAAUUUAUGCAGCGGCAGCAGCAGUAGCAGCAAACACCAAAUCAAAUACAAAUACGGUUAAAUAUCAGAAAAAAUAAUAGCAAUUAAAGCAGCGGACGGGGCCGCGAGAAGUGGGAGUAAGCGCGAGCGAACCGCGCGCCAAACGCAAGAGUCACAAAAGAAAAGGGUUCGUGAGGGUUGCCUAUAAAUGUACCAAGACAGCGGCUGCAGCAGCAGUAGCAGUCGACGUGGCAGCACCAGUGCAACAGCAGCAGCUGCAGCAGCACCAGGCGCUGCAACAGCAGGGGCUGCAACAGCAACAGGAACCAGCAGCAGCGACGAGGAAACCCUCGAGACACUCACAAUUAUAACCACAACCAUAACCGAGACCGAGAUCACUGCGGCUGCCACCACGGCAACGGCUACAGCGACAUCCACAACCACAACUGUUAUAGCCACAUCGACGGCAACGGCAGCAACAGCCGCAACAUCAACAGUUGCAACCAGCGACAUCGACGACAGCAGCUUGGCGGAGAGUGAGAGCGAGGAGUGCGAGUACAUUGAGAUCGAUUGCCAGACAGCUCAGGGAUCUUCGGGCAACUGCAGCACCAGCAGUGGCAGCGGCAAGGGUAAUGCCGUGCUGCAACGUGGCAACCAGCAGCAACUCCAGCAUCCACACUCGCACCAGCAACAGUCAGCCACCACGCUAGGCGCCGAUGUGCGGCUGCUGCGCAAGAUCGGCUAUAUAGCAUCUCGGGUCCGAGGCCUGUCAAAAUUCUACGGCGACUUCCACCUGGUCAAUCCGUACAGCGCUCGUCGCCAACGCCGCCAGCUGCAGGAUAUCCUGCUAAAGCACUCGAUCUUCGAUCCGGGCAAGGAGCGGGAGCGCGCCGUUCUUUUGGCAGCUGCCGCAGUGGCAGUUGGAGCAGCAGUCCAGGCAGCACCGCUUCCAGGUAACAGCAGCAGCAGUAGCAUCGAGGCGGCCAGCAGUCACAGUCACAGCCGGAGUCGCAGUCGCAGCAGCGACCUGGAGGAGGAGGAGGAGCCCGAAGAGGAGUCACCCAACGAGGAUCCGUUGGAGCAGCCGGACGACACAGAAGCAGCCACCAUACCAGCAGGAGCAUCAGGAGCAGCAGCCACAGCAACCACAACCACAACAACCACCACGACCACGACUGUACGUCGCAAGUCCUCGAGCAGCUCGACGUUAAGCGGAGCGGCCGCCACCGUUUCCGGUUCCGUGUCCAUUUCGGCCUCCGCCUCGCAGUCGUUCGCCUCUACCAGUACUCCGAUCAACCUGCUGGAGGAGCUACUUAUCCAGUUCUACGAGGACCAGGACCAGCACCGCUGCAAGCUGACCGUCAUUCGGCACCAGCGCGUCUGCAACUCCCCGGACACCACCAACAACAACUGCAAUAACAUUUACAACAAUAAUAAUAACAACAACAACAACAACACCACCACCACCACCGGCCUGGCCCUCACCAUGUCCACAUCCAUGUCGAACAUGCCAGUCACCAGCCCGGACAAUCAGCAGCAGCAGCAACUGCCCGGCAGCUCUACCAGCCAGGUGCCAGGGGCUGCCACAAGCACCGCCUCCUACUUGCAGCCCACCAGCCUGCCCGACGACAGCGAGAAUCCCCGGCGGCGCCGCGCCAGCGAUUGCUCAGCGGUACAGGCGGCUCAAGCGGCGUUGUCGAAUCAACUGCACUGCAUUACGCUGAAGAACAAUAACUGCGCCACGGCGACGGGGAAGCUGCCCUUCCACCGCGGCAGCUGCGGCGCAGCCGGGGAGCACCUGCUCGCGGCAAACUCGAUCGCCAAUCGAGCCACCAUCAUUCUGAGUAAGUCCUGCAGCAAUGUGGACGGCGGUGGCACCGGCAUGGGCAUGGGCAUCGGUGUCGGUGUUGGAGUGGGCGUAGGCGUCACCAACCAAAUGCGUUCCAGUGCAACAAACAUCGAGUCGAAUACCCUGAACGGAGCCCAGGACGCCAUGGCCACCAUUGCCGCAGCGGCAGCCUCAAACAAUGGCAACGGCAACAACGAGUACAGCAUCCUUCAACUGAACAACACGAUCAUUCAAUGUCACUUCAACGAUGACGAUUUCCGCGCCCUGGUCAAGGAUCUCAAGCGCAAGGUCGAGUACACUGAGCGCAUGAAUUGGUUAUGUCUCUCCAAACGGCCAUUGGGACCGCCACAUCGUAAAAGCAGUCUACCAAAGCAUCAGGAGGUGAAGCGUCGUUUCCUGGAAAUUUGUGAUACCAAUUUCUCGGACGAAGUGAAGGCCGCCCUGCGCCUGCCCGCCUUCGAUUCGUACGAGUGGGGCGACGCCGAUGUCAUCCACCUGAUGCAGACCAUGUUCAUCGAGCUGGGAUUCAUUGAGAAGUUCAGCAUUCCUGCGGAGACGCUUCGCGAGUGGCUCUACGAGGUCUACAAGCACUAUAAUGAGGUUCCAUUCCACAAUUUUCGCCAUUGCUUCUGCGUUGCCCAAAUGAUGUACGCAAUUACUCGCCAAGCGAACCUGUUGAGCCGCCUUGGCGACCUCGAGUGUCUAAUCCUGCUGGUGUCCUGCAUCUGCCACGACCUCGAUCAUCCAGGCUACAACAACAUAUACCAGAUCAAUGCCCGCACCGAGCUGGCACUCAGAUAUAACGACAUCUCACCGCUUGAGAACCAUCACUGUUCGAUAGCAUUCCGUUUGCUGGAGCAUCCCGAGUGCAACAUAUUCAAGAACUUUAGCCGCGACACCUUCAACACCAUACGUGAGGGCAUAAUUCGCUGCAUCCUGGCCACCGACAUGGCCCGUCACAAUGAGAUCCUCACACAAUUUAUGGAGAUAACGCCCAUCUUCGACUACAGCAAUCGGGCCCACAUCAAUCUACUCUGCAUGAUUCUCAUCAAGGUGGCGGAUAUUUCGAAUGAGGCCCGACCCAUGGACGUGGCCGAGCCGUGGCUGGAUCGCCUGUUGCAGGAGUUCUUUGCCCAGAGCGCCGCCGAAAAGUCGGAAGGAUUGCCGGUAACGCCAUUCAUGGAUCCGGAUAAGGUAAGCAAGCCAGGAUCUCAGGUGCGCUUCAUCGGUCUCGUUCUGCUGCCCCUCUUCGAAGCUCUCGGCGAGCUGGUGCCGGAGCUCACGGAGCUCAUCAUCAUACCAGUGCGCAUUGCCCUGGAGUAUUACAGACGCCUAAACGAUGCCCAAACCAAGACGCGGAAGUCCGUUGCCGACAGUAACACUUCGGACAGCAACAGUGGCACUAUGGACUCCAAUGCAGCCAUGGUGAGCACACCGGGAGCGUCAGGCGACAAGAUGAUCAUCGACAAAGGCCACGGCAGCACCCAGGGCGGAGGCGCCGGCGGUACCACUGGCAGCAUCUCCCCCCAAAUGCCACGCUCUGGAUCCGGUAUUAGUGUGAAAUCGCGCCGUAGCAUCCCCUCGCAGAAGUCCGCCUCACGCACCUCCGUUGAUGAGCCCGGGGGCAUGGCAGCUGAGCUGCACGAUCUGCCCGAGGGAAGCGAAAGCGGCGACUCGGAGACGGCCACCGAGGUGGAUGUUGCCGAGAAGACCUCCAAGUUCAAAGUAGACACGGAGGGCAGCAGCAACCGGAGCAAAUCGUCGCACUCGAACUCGCGCAAGUCGUCGCGCGAGAAGCGCCCAUCGAUGAUCGGGGAGCUGUGCAGUAGCGGCGGGGGCCAGCGCAUACGCAACUCCUACGGCAACAUCCACGGCUAUCACACCAAUCGCUGUCACUUCGGCAACAAUAGGGCCGUGAGUCUCGACCAGUACAGCAGUGGCCACAGCCGGCGUCUGUCCGACGGUCUGCCCCAGGUGAUCUCCGACAGCAACGUAUUCUACGGACGCCACCACCAACGCAGCGGCCCCGAGUCAGCUGGAGCUACAGCCACACAGCGUGGCCAAGAGGACACCAAUGCCAACACGAGUGCCGGAGCCGGAGCCAGAGCUGGGAGCAAUAUCCAGCUGAAUGAACUGCUGGCCCGCACUGAAGCGGACUCAGAUGCGGAUGGCGAGAUCAGUGCCGCAGAGAUUCUGGCGUCGGCAGCAGCAACAUCGUCACCGGCAAGUGUCCCCCUGUUGGCAGAUGUCGCGGCAAGCGCCUCCUCCAAUGGCAACGUGUCGCCCAGUGGACAGCAGCUGGAGCAGAUCGGGUUGGCCAGCAACGGCGGUAGCAGCAGUCGGGCCACGCCCAGUGCCAGCCAGGCCGGAGUCACCGCAGUGUCGAGUGUUGUCGCCAUGGCCGGCGGAGCGCUUGGCGGAGCCGGUGGCAGCUCCGGUAACUCCGGCUCCGGCUCCGGUUCGUGGAAGUCGCGGCUGCGCCAGUUCUCGGACUACUUCAGCUUCAGCUUUGACAAGGGCAACAAGCGCUUUGGCAGCACCCGCAGCAGUCCCUGCCAUGGUCGGGCCAACAACAAUGGAACCGGACCCGCACUUAGUACCGGCGACAGCAACAUCGCUUUGGAUGCGGCCAGAGGAGGAGGUUCAGGACUAGAAGCUGGUUCUGGGUCUGGAACGAGUGGCGGUAAGCCGCCGUCCAUAUGCUGUACCAUUUCGAAUAGCCAGCAAGCGACAUCGGGCGGAGCUGGAGCUGUAGGUGGCGGAACGAUGCACCGUCAUCGGGCCUACAGCCUGGAUGUGCCCUGCAGCCGCGACCAGGGAAUAACACGCCACUCGUCCAACGACAGCAGCCGCCAGUCGUCUCGCCACGACGACAGCAACAACAUGCUGCACAGUGCAGGCGGUGGAGCCGGCGAGGUCCCCGGUAUACGCAUCGCAUCCGUGGACGGGGUCGUGGUCAUUCCACCCAGCCUCAACGUUGAACUGGAGCUUGGACUGGCCAGUGCCUCCUCUUCGGAGGUAGUGCCAAAGAUUUGACAACAGG
This is a messenger RNA of Drosophila persimilis, 5638 nucleotides long. Its product is annotated as high affinity cGMP-specific 3',5'-cyclic phosphodiesterase 9A. The transcript is spliced from 10 exons. The record is from RefSeq and is a predicted model, not a curated record. NCBI's taxonomy places the organism in Eukaryota, Metazoa, Arthropoda, Insecta, Diptera, Drosophilidae. Bases 955 to 5631 code for a protein of 1558 amino acids. Gene Ontology annotation, biological process: cGMP catabolic process. Gene Ontology annotation, molecular function: 3',5'-cyclic-GMP phosphodiesterase activity.